Messenger RNA from Bufo gargarizans (Asiatic toad), 3241 nucleotides. It is a transcript of the gene PTGIS, whose product is annotated as prostaglandin I2 synthase. Gene Ontology annotation, molecular function: monooxygenase activity; oxidoreductase activity, acting on paired donors, with incorporation or reduction of molecular oxygen; iron ion binding. The transcript has 10 exons. The record is from RefSeq and is a predicted model, not a curated record. Lineage: Eukaryota; Metazoa; Chordata; Amphibia; Anura; Bufonidae. The coding region runs from base 45 to 1544 and encodes 499 amino acids. Gene Ontology annotation, biological process: prostaglandin biosynthetic process.
ACUGCCCCUGAUGUUGGCCUCCUCCCUCCCCACACAGGAUAUAAAUGCAGGCUGCCCCUCAUUCUCCCAGUACAAUGAUAGCUGCACUGCUUGUCGCAAUCUCCCUCACAGCCCUCGCCUGGGCAGCUUUCCUCCGGAGACGCAGGCGGAGUGGCGAGCCACCUCUAGACCACGGACUCAUCCCAUGGCUGGGACAUGCCCUGGACUUUGGAAGAGAUGCAGCCUCAUUCCUAACACGUAUGAAGGCCAAACAUGGCGACAUAUUCACAGUCCAAGUUGCAGGAAAAUUUCUGACCGUGCUGCUGGACCCACACUCCUAUGAUUGUGUCGUCUUGGAGUCCUCUGACAAGCUCAGUUUUGGCAAAUAUGCAAAGAUAUUAAUGGAAAGGAUGUUCGACGUCCAGCUCCCAGAUCACAAUCCUGCUGCAGAAAUGAAAAUGUUUAAAAUGCACCUGCAAUACAAGAGUUUGCAGCAGCUGACCAGUGCAAUGUUCAGCCAUCUUUCUUCGGUCCUAAACAGUGUGCCAGGGACAACUUGGAGGGAGGAGGGCCUAUUACAAUUCAGCUACAGCGUGAUGUUACGAUCUGGAUAUCUGACCCUCUUUGGCUCAGAGUCAAUGCAAGGCAGCGAAGUGGAUCUCCGGCAUUCACUAGACAUUUACAAUGAAUUCAGGAAAGUCGAUCGGUUGCUAAUGAAGAGCGCCCGCGGCCAAUUAUCUGUCCUGGAGAAGAAAGAAUUCGGUUCAGUGAAGGAGAAUCUCUGGCAGCUCUUAGAUAUAGACAAGCUCUGCAAAAAGCCUGGGAGAAGUAAAUGGCUGGAAAGCUAUCAGCGCCACCUGCAGGAGCUGGGAGUACCUACAACAAUGCAGAGCAGGGCCAUGCUCCUCCAGCUGUGGGCCACACAGGGGAACUCAGGCCCUGCUGCCUUUUGGCUCCUACUGUUUCUCCUGAAGAACCCUGAGGCUAUGGCAGCCAUUCGAGAUGAACUGGAGAAUCUGUUGGAAGGCCACGAGAUUAGACACCUAAUCAGCCAGGAGAUGUUGGACUGCGCCAUUGUCUUUAACAGCGCCUUGGAGGAGAGCCUGCGCUUGACCGCUGCCCCCUUUGUCACUCGAGAAGUGUUGGUUGACCUACCUUUAAACCUGGCAGAUGGCAGAAAAUACACCCUGAGAAGGGGGGACAGACUGUGCCUCUUCCCCUAUGUCAGUCCACAGAUGGACCCAGAGAUCCACCAGGAGCCGCAGAUGUUCCGGUAUGACAGGUUCCUCACUGUGGACACUUCUCAGAAGAAAGAUUUCUACAAGGCCGGUAGGAGAGUCAAGCAUGUUAGCAUGCCCUGGGGCGCCGGAAGGAACAUAUGUGCUGGGAAGUUCCAUGCAAUCAACAGCAUUAAACUGUUUGUUUGGCUCAUGCUCCUCAAUUUUGAAUUCGAAUUGAAAAUCCCACAAGAGACACUGCCUGAGUUUGACAAGAGCCGAUAUGGAUUUGGGGUUGUCCAUCCAGAAGGUGAUGUGGUCUUUCGAUACCGCAGACGAUAUAAAUAGGUAUCUACAAGUAAUAAGGACAUGAGAUGUUCCUGUCAGAUCAAUCUGGCAGCCAUUGAACUGAUCCCGAUCCAAAAUCCAUCAGAAAGAAGUACCUGCAAUAUAGUCAGAAUGGACAGCUGUUAUAGGCGUGCUCCUGUGUUUAUAGGAAGGCAUCACUGGACAACAUCAUGGAGUGGAUUCUCAGCACUGCAGGACACAGCCCUCCAGGAAACACAGUCACCAAUGAGAUUACCCUACCGUCACUCACUAGAGAAUUCUUUCCUAAAUUGUCUUUAGCCAUAAGAUUUUGAUCAGUGAUUGACUGCACUGUAAAUCAUCCAUGUGAUCGUUCAUAUGAACAAUUGCACCAGUAACAUGUCAGACUACUGGCUGAUGAGGCUACUCAAUACAUGACACACACCUCAUCUGGUACACACCGAUAUAUAAUCAUGCCUAGGCUCCAGUGCUAUACAUGAGGUGUAUGGGCAGCAGUGCCCUGGAGGCAGAGAAGAGUAGUGUUCUGCUAGAGAAGAACCAGUAUCUGAAGCCCAUUGGCAGCAGAACCAGAGCAUCCCUUUCAACACAGGAGCCAUGGCGAACGAGAGGUGAAGAAAGUCAAUGAGACCAAGUAAAAAGGAUGUAGGGAAAGACGCCGCUGUGGUUCUAGGAAUGGGCUUGUGAAAAUUGGCAAAUGAUUGGCAGAAAUCAGAUAAUCAUGCCAUACACAUCUAGUUUUAGACGAUCAUGGUCACAUUUUCUAACGUAACAGACCAAAUUUCUGCGACCAGCCAUAAUGAAUGAUUGUUUGCAUAACAUUUUUAAGUUAUGUUCAGCUAAAAUAGCCAUUUCAUCCAACUUUUAACAUAUACAGUAUGUGUUUAGGAGCUUUAGUGUAACUACCAGAAACCUGCAGACAGACUUGCACUAUGUUCCUCUUAGACUACUUUCACAUCUUCAGCUGGGUGAUCCGGCCGGCAGUUCUAGCAGAGAAUCCCGGGACUCGGUCGGAUAAAAAAUACUGCAUGCAGCGGUUUUUGUCCGUCUGAUUUUCAGCAUAUUAUCGGAUCUUUGUCAGGCCCUGUUCUAGUCAAAAAGGUCCAGCGGCAGUAUGACAACGCCAGAUCCGGAAGACGCUACAGGAGCAGCCUGCUGGAGCCUCUGCUGUGGAUGACACUAGCCUUUUGUCUUUACUACAAUUGUGUUAUGUCCACUAUGUCAGAAAUCCAACCAACUGGGGCCGCAGUGGCAGCGAUGGAGUUCAGCAGAGAGGAGUAAACUGGCACUGCUUCCUCCAUAUUGUACAAUGCUGCACCCUAAGCAGGAAGUGCGCUGAGACAUGCCAGGACUGUUCAGCAUGGCCCAGAGACCACCAUCAGUCUCUAAAUAGACGGAAAUAAUACAUGCCAUCCCGCCAUAAGAGAAGUCUGUAUACAAGAAUGGAGAGGGUCCUGAAAAAUCUCUAAGCGUGUGGUGGAUGUGGUGUUGUUCUCCGCUCAUGAUAUUUCUUUAAGACUACUCUUUGACUUCUCCAAAAUUAUUAACAUUUUCCUACUUGUGACAUUGUUUUCUUCAUUUUUUACUAUGUAUGUGCCACACUGUAACUUUAUCUUUUUAAAUGUAUUUUUAUACUUUUGUAUGAAAUUUUGGAAGCCUGAUCAUUGCUUUGUGACUAUACCACACACUUGUUUUUUAAUAAACAGAGUUUAAAAUAAAAA